Molecule: messenger RNA, 1008 nt
Organism: Scomber japonicus (chub mackerel)
Lineage: Eukaryota; Metazoa; Chordata; Actinopteri; Scombriformes; Scombridae
Product: complement C1q-like protein 2
Exons: 6
Coding region: 7-855 (282 amino acids)
Molecular function (GO): protein binding
Source: RefSeq, a predicted model, not a curated record
UUCACAAUGAGGCGUGCUGCAGCUUUUCUAGUGUUGCUGCUCUGUCUGUACUGGACGAGGGCUCAGGGUGAGAGUGGAGGGGUGACAGGGAAUGAUAUCACUCAGACAGAGGUUCAGUCUGACAUCCUGGGUGUCAUAGCAACCAGUGAUCAGACCAACAUCACCCCUGACAUCUGGGCUGAGCUGAAGGAGCUGAGAGACAUGGCCAUCAAACACAGUGUGGAGCUGAGCAACAGCAAGAGCAAGAUGGAGAAGCUGGAGCAGGAGAAUACAGCCAUACAGGCCAGACUGACAGCCAGUGAAAACGAGAUGGUGAAGCUCAAGAUAGAGAAUGCAGAUCUUCAAUCCAGAGUAACAACAUUUGAAGAUAGGAGCUCAGUGUUGGAGGCCAGAAUGAACACCAGUGAAAACGAGGUGGAGGAGCUCAAGAGUGAGAACACAGACCAACCAAAGGUGGCGUUCUCACUUGGUCUCACUAACAGCGGACAAGUUGGACCCUUCAAUACUGACAUCACACUUAAGUUCAGUAAAGUCUUCGCCCACCUUGGUCAGGCCUACAGUCCAACUACAGGUCUCUUCACAGCCCCAGUCAGAGGAGUCUACUACUUCUCAUUCAAUAUAAUGGAUCAACGGAAGAACGUAUGGACUGGUGUUUAUCUCUAUCACAAUGACAAGAGACUGUUGUUAAAUGAUGAUUACAAUGAUGAACAUGCCAAUAACAGAAUUUCUAAUUCACUGGCUCUUCAGCUGGAAAAAGGAGAUUUGGUCUACAUGGUUUUACCUGCCCACCGUAGUGUAUUCGAUGAUGCCAAUGAUCAUACUACCUUUAAUGGAUUUCUCCUUUUUCCACUGUGAGACUAAAACAUGAGAAUUUCUUUACCUCCAAAGUUUUUUGGCAUAGUCUAUAAACAAGUCAUACAGUAUUCAUAUGUAUAUGAAAGGAUGCACAUUGUUGCUGUGUUGGCUUUGCUCUGUAACAAACUACAUUUGAAAUAAAAGAUUGUUGAA